AUGCAGUUGACUGCUCCUAUUAACGCAAUGAAAAUGAACGACGUUAUGAACGGAAAUCCGAAUGCUUCUCCCUCUUCCGACAUUGUAUCACCAGCCGAUGCGGAGAACAUUGUCAAUGCUUUCGGUCGCCAAUUCUACACGACUCUUUCGAACAACCGAAGCGAUGUUCAAAAAUUCUACGGACAUCAGUCGAUGGUGAAAUGUGGCGACAAAGUAGCAGUUGGUCAACAGGACAUUGCGAAGUUCUAUGAAGCCAAUUUCGACAAUAAGUUGCACUAUAAAAUUCACAAAAUGACAGGAAUUCCAACCCUUCAUCAAGGAAUUCUCGUGCAUGUGUUCGGACAUAUCAACUUGAGAAAGUUUACGCAAACAUUCAUUCUCGGACAACAAUGUGCGAAGAAAUACUACAUCGAAAAUGACGUCUUCAACUUUAUUGACGAUGUUUUUAUUGCGGAAGGAAACCAACCACCAAAGAUGAACGGACAUGUUAAAGCUGUGUUGAAGGAAAACGUUGAAAAGCAAGUUCCUGUCAUUGAGAACACCGCUGCGACACCAACGAAGAACGUCCAUAAGGCCCACCCGACUCCAAGAAAAAUCGAAGAACGAUCCCCACUUCGUGAUCAAGAGAACAAGCCAGCCUUCCACGAGAAGAGACCAGAGCCAAUAAAACAGCAAGCUCCUGCCCCUACUCCUAAAAAGGAAACACCGGCUCCUCCAGCUCCGGCACCGGUGCCGCAAGAGCCACCAAAGCCAAAAACGUGGGCAAAUCUUGUUGGAGGGGGUGCGAAGGCUACUGCCACUCAACAUCAAGUUCACACUCAAUCUGUACAGCAACCACAACAACAUGAGCAACCGAAGCACGAAAAUUUGUCUGAUCAACAACCACGGGACACCCAUCCUCAAACGCAAAACGCUAACCGCCACGACGUUGGAAGUUUGAUGGAGAGAAAAAUCUACCUUGGCGGCAUCACUCGCACAAUUGUCCCGGAUAGCACCGCCACCGCUGAAACAGAAAUCAAAACGAUAUUCUAUAAAUUUGGAGAGGUUGAGGGAGUUUCUAUCCCACGAAAGGUUCUUGAUUUCCCGAAUGAUACAUCGAAAACUGCAUUUGCUUUCAUUACCAUGAGGAAUGUCGCAGCUGCCCAGAAAGUUUUCGACUCCGCGACAAAAGAUGAGACAGGAGUCUACCGCCUUCAAUUGAAAAUCGAUUCGUUCGGUUUUGACGGACUUGCGACCAUUAGUGAGCAGAAAGACAGACCUCAUAACUAUCAAGGAGGAUUCCGCAACCGCGGUGGAUACCAAUCUCGCGGAGGAUUCAAUAAUUCUCGAGGACGCGGAGCCGGUCGUGGUGGACCUCGCGGGGGUUUCCACAAUUCCGGUUUUGGCGGUCAAAAUGGUCACCACUAA
Molecule: messenger RNA, 1407 nt
Organism: Caenorhabditis bovis
Lineage: Eukaryota; Metazoa; Nematoda; Chromadorea; Rhabditida; Rhabditidae
Source: the annotation of a GenBank genome assembly